Messenger RNA from Boleophthalmus pectinirostris (great blue-spotted mudskipper), 2016 nucleotides. It is a transcript of the gene nup54, whose product is annotated as nucleoporin 54. The record is from RefSeq and is a predicted model, not a curated record. Gene Ontology annotation, cellular component: nuclear pore; nuclear pore central transport channel. Gene Ontology annotation, molecular function: structural constituent of nuclear pore. Lineage: Eukaryota; Metazoa; Chordata; Actinopteri; Gobiiformes; Gobiidae. The transcript has 13 exons. Gene Ontology annotation, biological process: nuclear pore organization; NLS-bearing protein import into nucleus; protein localization to nuclear inner membrane. Bases 83 to 1708 code for a protein of 541 amino acids.
UAGGUGGCGUAAGAGCAUCCUCGUGAAGAGAAGCGCUCAGCAAUAUGACAGAGGAAGUCACAGUACACACAGCACAGACAUCAUGGCGUUCAAUUUUGGCGCUGCCUCGAGCAAUCCAGCUACAAGUACGACUGGGUUUUCUUUUGGCUCGUUUGGUGCCAAGACCACAGCAGCUUCCACAACAUUUGGGUUUGGUGCAGCCACGGACACCACAGCUCCGUCUGGGUUCGGCAGCACUUUUGGUGGAUUUGGAACCACAACAACCUCUGCUGCUGCUCCUGGGUCAACUUUUAGUUUUUCUGCUCCUUCAGCUGCCACAGGGAGUCUUUUUGGUAGCACACAAAACAAAGGCUUUGGGUUCUCCUCUGGCCUCGGUACAGGGACUACCACUGGAACAUCAGCUUUUGGAACUGGAUUGGGAGCAACCAGCCUUGGCGGGUUUGGAAGUUUUAGCAUUCAGCCAACACAGCAACAGCAAGGUGGCUUGUUUGGUCAGCAGGCGCCACAGCCGGGCCAGACCCAGCACACGCAGCUUUACCAGCAAGUCAUGGCCCUGUCAGCUCCAACACUACUUGGAGAUGAGCGUGACACCAUCUUGGCCAAAUGGAACCAGCUGCAGGCAUACUGGGGCACAGGAAAGGGCUAUUAUGCUAACAACAAUCCUCCUGUUGACUUUACCCAAGAAAACCCUUUUUGUCGCUUCAAGGCAGUUGGCUAUAGCUGCAUCCCUGUAACAAAAGAUGAAGAUGGAUUAGUAGCAUUAGUUCUGAAUAAAAAAGAACAAGAUGUACGAGCCCAACAGCAGCAGUUUGUCGAGUCCCUCCAGAAAGUUUUGGGAAGCAACCAAAUGUUGUCUGUCAAUGUAGAAGGUGUGAAGUCCCUGCCAGAUGAUCAGACAGAGGUGAUAAUUUAUGUUGUGGAGCGAUCACCAAAUGGCACAUCAAAGCGCAUUCCUGCCUCCACCCUCUUCAGUUACCUGGAACAGGCCAAUAUAAAGAUUCAGCUAACACAACUUGCUGUAUUGAUGUCUGUUGCGCGCACAGAGUUGUCUCCAGCGCAGCUUAAGCAGCUGCUGCAAAAUGCUCCAGCUGGUGUUGAUCCUAUAAUUUGGGAACAGGCAAAGGUGGACAAUCCUGAUCCAGAAAGAUUAAUUCCUGUACCUAUGGUGAGUUUUAAAGAGCUAUUGCGGAGAUUACAAAUCCAGGAACAGAUGACCAAACAACACCAGACCAGAGUGGAUAUAAUCUCUAAUGACAUAAGUGAACUACAGAAGAACCAGGCAACGACAGUGGCUAAAAUUGCUCAGUAUAAGAGAAACCUGAUGGACCUCUCCCACAGAGUUUUGCAGGUUCUAAUAAAACAGGAAAUUCAAAGAAAAAGCGGAUAUGCCAUUCAAGUUGAUGAAGAGCACCUCAGAGUCCAGCUGGACACUAUUCAAUCUGAGCUCAAUGCUCCCACUCAGUUCAAGGGUCGUUUGAAUGAACUGAUGUCCCAAAUCCGAAUGCAAAACCACUUUGGUGCUGUGAGAUCUGAGGAGCGCUACAGCGUUGAUGCAGACCUCCUCAGAGAAAUCAAGCAACACCUAAAACAGCAACAAGAUGGACUGAGCCAUUUAAUUAGUGUGAUCAAAGAUGAUUUGGAGGACAUCAAACUAAUAGAACAUGGACUGAGUGAUAGUGGACAUUUAAGAGGAGGCAUGUUAAACUGAACCUCUCAACAUACGCUCAAAAGGAGCAUAUGUUGAAGAUUUUCUUCCAAAGCAAUUAGUUAGUUAAACAAAAAUGUCCUUUUUUUUUUUAAGAAAGGUAUGAUGGUUCAGUUUCAGUAUUUCAUGUUAUUCCCUUGAUCAGCAUGGCAUAAAAGAACAUGAAGAUCUAAAUUGUAAUAUAUUAAAACAUCAAAUAAUGGUUAUGAGGCUGUGGUUGGCAUAUUGCAUAUAAUAAUGUUUUGGAUUUUUAAAAAUAUACCUUUGUGUUUUUUAUGAUGUUAAAAUUUAAUAAAUGUAUGUAAAUAUGA